This is a messenger RNA of Tuber aestivum (summer truffle), 1748 nucleotides long. The record is from the annotation of a GenBank genome assembly. NCBI's taxonomy places the organism in Eukaryota, Fungi, Ascomycota, Pezizomycetes, Pezizales, Tuberaceae.
GAGACGGUCUGCGGUCGGCCAUUCACAUUAUCAACCUUACCGUAGCCCACACCCACAAACAAUAGACAGUUGCUCGCUGUCAGGUGCUUUACCACAAACACCGACUUCCAGCUCUCGCAACAAUUGCAAAAUCCUACCGCCAUGGCUUCGCCCACUUCCCAUAGUCCGCCGAAGGAGGCCCCAGAGUCCUCUUCGCAAGACUCCGUCACGGCUCAAGAGUAGCUAUCCCUUCCUUGAGGGAGCUCUCAUCAGAUACUAUCAAACUAAUUCCGCACAGCUAUAUAGACUCUCAAUUGCAACUCGAGCUGGACGCAAGAGAGGCAAUGCCUUACUCCUUCGACGUCUGCACAAAUCCCCUCGGUUCGCUUCGCCAGCCAGUAUUCUCUUGUAAAACCUGUCACCCCAAUAUCGCUUCGCCUCCUGGCUUCACAAAUCUUGUUUCCACCGGCGCAGCCGCUAUCUGCUAUAGCUGCUCGAUCUCUUGUCACGGUGAUCACGAACUGGUCGAGAUAUUCAACAAGCGGAAUAUUGUUUGUGAUUGUGGGACUGAGAAAAUUGCCGUCCAGUGCACGCUUCGCAAGGUUAAAGGGGAGAAGAUAGAUUUACCCAAGGGGAAGGUGGGAAAUAAGUACUGCCACAACUUCUGGGGGAAGUUUUGCGCUUGCGAUGAAGAUUACGAUCCUCAUAGUGAGCGGGGUACCAUGUACCAGUGUUUACUUGGUGACGUUUGUGGGGAGGAUUGGUUCCAUGACAGGUGUAUUAUGGGGCUGCCGAAAGUGAGAGAGGGCAUUACAGCUGGUUCGGAAACUAUGGCGGUGGGAAAGGCGAAAGUGAGCGGCGAAGGCGAAGGGCAGCCGGAGGGCUAUGAUCCUGAGGACGAGGACGACGACUUGCCCGAAGGAUUUCCCACGGAAGAAUUCGAACACUUUAUCUGCUGGCUGUGCGUCGAAAAGAAUCCUUGGUUGGGACGAUACUCUGGCACCCCUGGGUUUUUGGGUGCGGUAUAUAAACAAGGAUCCUUGCAACAGACCAACCCAGGCGUCCAGAACUCUGACGGAACAAAAUCUGUCAAUGGUAGUAGAGUUGAAAACAGCAACGGGAAAAAGAGAAGAGUUGAUGAUGGCGAUGGGGAGGCUCUCCGGAAGGAUUUCAAGAGGGCCAAAUCUCCGGAGGUCUCCAUAGUCCUGACCGGUUUCAAUUCGAAUGCGGAGCCCGUAUCUACUCCAGCAGAACCAGAAGCAAAGCCAUGCAGCUACGAGACUCUCCCGCCUCCGCAGCCAACUACAAGGCCCUUUUCCAUAUUCCUCAAAGAAGACUUCCGCGGUUAUCUGUGUCGUUGCGGCUCCUGUCUCCCGCGACUCUCGCAACACCCUAUCCUUUUGGAAGAAGAGGAGACCUACGAACCGCCCCUUGAUGAUGAUGACAAUCAGAGUGUUCGCUCUGGUGGUUCCCUAUUGGACCUUGGAGAGAAGGCGCUCGUGUCGGUCGAUCGAGUCACCGCCAUAAACGGAGUGCUUGCAUACAAUAAGCUCAAAGCUGAAGUCAAGAAUUUCCUCAAGCCUUUUGCGGAUAACAGACAGCCCGUCAGCACUGAAGCAGUCAGGAACUACUUUGCAGAGUUGAGGGGUGAGGCACCUAUUCACGGCGGCGGCGGCGGCGGUGGCGGGCCGGAUGGUGACGGGGACAAUAGGCGUGAGCAGAGCGGCAAGUCUUACCUCCACUUUAGAUCGGAUCACUUCUCACGCUAA